Molecule: messenger RNA, 717 nt
Organism: Colletotrichum abscissum
Lineage: Eukaryota; Fungi; Ascomycota; Sordariomycetes; Glomerellales; Glomerellaceae
Product: cutinase
Exons: 3
Coding region: 1-717 (238 amino acids)
Molecular function (GO): hydrolase activity
Source: RefSeq, a predicted model, not a curated record
AUGCGUUUCAGUGUGGGAAUUGCGUUCCUUCUCGGCCAGGCUAUGGCCUCACCUCACUCGCUUCAGCAACUCCAGCAAAGACAAGGCAAGAAAGACUGCCCACCAAUUCAUAUAUUUGGAGCGCGAGAGACUACGGCACCGCCGGGUUUUGGUGCCGCGGCUGGCAUCGUCGACGACCUCACCAAGGCAAAUCAAGGGGCCACGAACGAGGCCAUCAACUAUCCCGCAUGUGGAGGGUCGUCAGACUGUUUGGGAAUCAGCUACGCGGACUCGGUGAAGAAUGGGACGGCGGCUGUUGCCACGGCCGUGAACGACUUCAACAAGAAGUGCCCCAAGACGAAGAUUGUCAUGCUGGGGUUCUCUCAGGGUGCUCAAAUCAUGGACAACGCGUACUGCGGUGGUGGAGACAGCAUUGAAGGGGUCAAGGACGUCAAUGUUCUCAUCUCCAAUGAGGCACUCGGCGCGGUGAAAGUCGCCAUCUUCAUGGGUGACCCACGUUACGUCGCUGGCCUUCCUUACGAGGUUGGCACAUGCAAAACGCAAGGGUUUGCACCACGACCUCAGGGGUUUCAAUGCCCGAACGGAGGCAACAUCAAGUCAUUCUGUGAUUCAGCAGACCCGUUUUGCUGCAACGGCAAUGAUCCCGUUGCUCAUCUACAGUAUCCCAGCAUCUACGGCGACCAGAUUAAACAGUUUGUGAGCGACAAACUAAAAUAG